AUGCCUCCGAGAAGGAGAAACAGAAUCCAAGAAGAAGAUGAGGAACAGAGAAAUCCUACACCACCACCUCCUCCACCACCAGAGAGGAGAAUAGAGGAAUUUUUCCUAAGACAAAGUCCACCGGUGUUUAAUGGAUCUGGAGAUCCUGCUGAGACGGAAGAGUGGAUCCGGAGUAUAGAACGGAUCUUUAGAUUUUUGAGAUGUGAUGAUCACGAGCGUCUUACAUGCAUGUCCUAUCAACUGAAGGGAUCUGCAGAUUUCUGGUGGGAAGCUAAACAGAGAACCAUGACCCCAGAGCAACUAGAUGCCCUUACUUGGGAUCAGUUCAAAGCAGCUCUGUGUGAGAAGUAUAUACCCCGGAGUUACCGGAAAAAGAAGGAAACAGAUUUUGCCAAUUUGAAGCAAGGCAAUAAGACAGUAGCCGAGUAUGACCGGCAAUUCUGCGAUUUGGCUCGAUAUGCCCCAUAUCGAGUGGACACGGACGAAAAGAUGUCGGAACUAUUUUGUUCUGGUUUGAAGCAAGAGAUACGAGUUGUGUUAGCAAGCCAGAGUGCGCUAACGUAUGCUGAAGCGCUGAACAGAGCACUAGAUAUGGAAUUGGCUAUGUAG
This is a messenger RNA of Salvia miltiorrhiza (redroot sage), 609 nucleotides long. RefSeq lists its product as uncharacterized. The transcript has a single exon. Lineage: Eukaryota; Viridiplantae; Streptophyta; Magnoliopsida; Lamiales; Lamiaceae. The coding region runs from base 1 to 609 and encodes 202 amino acids. The record is from RefSeq and is a predicted model, not a curated record.